UGACGCAUCGGACGGUUGAACGAAGACGUGUGGUCCAUCAUCCUAUCGUUCGUCCAGCUGGACGACGCUCGCAGUCUUUCCCUCACGUCUCGAGCUAUCCACCCCAUCGCCAGGUGUAUCGUCCUGUCGCGUGCUGAGACGUCUCGGCCGGGUCAUUUCACGAAGAUCUGUACCUUCAUGCUAGGCGAUUCUCGCUCUCGUGCCUCCUGGUUGCGUGAACUCGACGUAAGUAUUACGCCCUGAUGGACCCCCGACCAACAACUGUGGCGCUCUCGUUUGUCCCAGGAAUCUCGCUCCUUGACAACCUCGUCACUCUGAGCCAUCUCGACUUACUCCGCGACGUGCACACGGUGAAGCUAUAUAGCUUGCCAGAGCCGUCCCGGCACCGGGAUUUGGCUGUCGAGCACUUUGCGCUCGGGCAGCUGGACAGCUGCCUGCUGUGCGUGAGGCCCGCCUGUGCGAGCCAUUGCCAUGUUCCAUACUUCCCCAACAUGCAGACACUGUGUGCGAGCAACGAGCUCAGCCAACUCACACCGCAAAAAUGGAUGUGGCCAGCAUCUGUGCCUCUCGACCUGGUCCAUUUUACGAGAGCGCCAAUUCGUCGACUCUACCUGUAUGAGUACAGUUCACCUGAUCAUACCCUUGAUCAACUCGCCAGCACCUUGCAAUCUGCAAGACCCAUUUGUCUAUCAUUCGCUUCUACGAGCUACAUUGAUUGCACAUAUGUACACGGUGACAACAGCCUAUCACCGUGGAUGGCAGAAUGGUUCCUCCCAGUCAUUGCCCAGUCCAACGGCGACUCCAGCCUCCUAUGUAUGCGACUCAACUUCAGAGUCAUGGUCAACCGCCUAACACAUGCCCGUGUGCCAUCCCUAUCGCACUCGACCCUACAAGACGCUGCUCAACGAGUGGCGCGACAUGUGCCUUCGGUCAAGUUCAUAUGUAUUGCCAUGGAGCCCGACUACCCUGAGGAUCAGCACCUCGAGGUACGCACUUGGUGGCGCAGUAUAACAAACGAGGCUGGCGAGCGGCUGGAGCAUUACAUGCGCUCUGCGGACUUCGAGCGGAAGUUAUCAUUGGACGGAUUCAGUCUCACUGGUGCUUAGG
Fomitopsis serialis is the source of this 1107-nucleotide messenger RNA. RefSeq lists its product as uncharacterized. The transcript is spliced from 6 exons. The coding region runs from base 243 to 1106 and encodes 287 amino acids. Lineage: Eukaryota; Fungi; Basidiomycota; Agaricomycetes; Polyporales; Fomitopsidaceae. The record is from RefSeq and is a predicted model, not a curated record.